CGCGCCCCCCGCACACGGGUCGUCGCGGGGGAGCUCGCGGCGGCUCUCGCGGCAGCGGCCGUGGACAGGGCAAGCUGUGGGUUCCUUGAUCCAUACGGCUCCACCCUGUCGAUUCAGUUGUAUUCGACAGGUCCCUCUACAAAAUUUCGAAUCAGACCACCGUGGUUAUUAGUCGACGCAGCACAAGAGGAAAAUUCUCCUGCCGAUACCGGGUCUACCUCCGGAUCCCAUUGUCGGUGGAGACCGAGACUUCAUGGAUCCUUAAAAGGGGGCGACGGCCCUGGACGAAUGACGUGGGUAUCAGACGGUCGGACGCAAGAGUCGGAAUGGCACGGACGAUUACCAUGCAGAGACGCCCCAUGCGCAUGGCGAGUUCGGUUGCACAGAAAUUCGGUCCCCCGGUUGGGCGCGAUCUACGCUGGUCCUUACAGUUUGCCCCUCGUGCCUUUUUUCGUUUCUUGUUUGCGUGGACUGUGGAGGGCGACACGGUUUUGACCGAUGAAAUUGUCUUCCUUAUGCGCCGGAAAUAUGCGGUGUUCUAUGGAAUUGGCAUGGUGUUCCUUGCUGCCCAUUUCCCCACCCAUACAAAAACCAACCACCAUCUGUCUGUGUUUUUUUCUUAUUGAUGUUUAAGUCCGCGGGUGUGAAAGAUGCGCCGACAGUGUUUUAGCUAAGAUUUUAGAUGCGAGGCAGAAAUAAUACAAUGACGCGUGACUGGUUGAA
Aspergillus candidus is the source of this 723-nucleotide messenger RNA. RefSeq lists its product as uncharacterized. The coding region runs from base 327 to 626 and encodes 99 amino acids. The record is from RefSeq and is a predicted model, not a curated record. The transcript has a single exon. NCBI's taxonomy places the organism in Eukaryota, Fungi, Ascomycota, Eurotiomycetes, Eurotiales, Aspergillaceae.